AUGACAUCCUCUGGGUUCGCGGGACAGCUUGAGUCUAAAUACAACCCUUUGCUUUUUGUUUCGGGCGGCUGCGAUCCUUAUCCUGCUGUCAACGCUGAUGGAUCUCUCGGUGCUGGAUUACGGCCUACUGGAGGCGGAAGAAGCGGCUGCGACGCCGGCGGCAAAGCUCAGGUUUAUAUUCGACGAGGAAUCAGCAACGGCCAUCGAGGCAUAAUGUACAGCUACUACGUCCCAAAGGUUCGCUGGGGCAAGGGAGACGAAGAGGGCCACCGCCAUUACUGGGCGAGUGUUGUCGUCUGGAUUGCCAAAUCGACUUGCGAUGGUGCCACCAUGAAGGACUUGCGUUCCGUUGGUAUAUCUUUUACGACUGAUCACAAGGCAUGGGGUUCUGCCAGAGGCGACCAAACAUCCGCCUUCCAUGUGCAAAUCCAUGACAACGCCAUUUCUCCCUACAGUGGCAGAGACGACGGUCGACUUUUCCAGCGUACUCCCGUGAGCUGGGAUUCUCUUGAUAAGGUAGUUCAGCAGGCAUUAAAUGAUGUGAGGUACGAGAAGACACAGGUACCGUUUAAUAACGUUGCCUUUCAGGCUUCCCUAGAUGCUGCUCAUGGAGCUCUCUUCUCGGAUGUGCCACUGGAGGGAACCGAUUGUACGGAAGGCAUCGCGCCAUCUGAAGUCACUCAUUAA
Messenger RNA from Colletotrichum tamarilloi, 687 nucleotides. Its product is annotated as NPP1 domain-containing protein. Bases 1 to 687 code for a protein of 228 amino acids. The record is from RefSeq and is a predicted model, not a curated record. The transcript has 2 exons. Lineage: Eukaryota; Fungi; Ascomycota; Sordariomycetes; Glomerellales; Glomerellaceae.